AUGACGUCGAAAAGCAUCCCCUCAACGGGCCACCAGGGUGAAUGGCCCAACCGCUUCGGACACCCCGCGUGGAUGGGUGUCGAGGUCUACCCGGUGAAAGAGAACCUGAUAGACGGUUUUAAACAGCACGAGACCGAGGACUCGGUGAUGAUAGUAGAUAUCGAGGGCAACUAUGGACACGACCUUGAGGAGUUCGGUCGCACGCAACCCGAAGCGCCAGGACGUCUAGUCCUAGAGGAUUUGCCGCGUAUUCUAGAGAAGAUCACGGACCUCCAGGACGACAUCAAGAGGGUCCCGUACGGCUUUUUGACUCCACAGCCAUCAAGGGCGCCCGAGCAUACUAUACUCAUCAGAUUCUGCACGACUACCCGGACGACAAAUGCGUUCAGAUCAAGAGCAGAUCAAGAGCGCCAUGGAGCCGUGUUAUAG
Messenger RNA from Aspergillus affinis, 429 nucleotides. RefSeq names its product O-methyltransferase mpaG. The transcript is spliced from 2 exons. The coding region runs from base 1 to 429 and encodes 142 amino acids. NCBI's taxonomy places the organism in Eukaryota, Fungi, Ascomycota, Eurotiomycetes, Eurotiales, Aspergillaceae. The record is from RefSeq and is a predicted model, not a curated record.